This is a messenger RNA of Pangasianodon hypophthalmus (striped catfish), 3236 nucleotides long. RefSeq names its product solute carrier family 22 member 31 (gene slc22a31). Lineage: Eukaryota; Metazoa; Chordata; Actinopteri; Siluriformes; Pangasiidae. Gene Ontology annotation, molecular function: transmembrane transporter activity. Gene Ontology annotation, biological process: transmembrane transport. The transcript has 9 exons. The record is from RefSeq and is a predicted model, not a curated record. The coding region runs from base 85 to 1926 and encodes 613 amino acids.
AGUCGAUUCCUCCUGAGCGGCGCCGCGGGCGAGCAUUGUUUGGGACGCGGCGCUUUCCACUCGCACACUCGCUCUUCUCAAACGAUGGAGUUUGAAGCUAAAAUUUACCCCCAGAUUGGAGGAUACGGACGCUACACCCGGCUGGUUGCGGUUUUCAGCUGGUUCCCGCACUUCGCCGUGGCUUUAAACCUUUUCUGUGAUGUUUUCCUGACGCUCGUGCCGGAGUCGUACCACUGCCGCGCGGACCCGGAGCUACUGCCCGCCGCCUUCCCCCUCAGCAACUUCUCCUCCCAGACCUACCUCAGCUUCACCGUGCCGUGGCUCAACGGCUCCGGACUCAGCCACUGCGAGCUCUACAAGUACCCGAGGAACUGGAACUGGACCGGGACCUGGCCAGAGAGGGAGCACAGGGAGCUGGUGCCGUGUACGAGGGGCUGGUGGUACGGCAAAGCCGCCGGGCUCCAGAGCAACUCCGUCACUGAGUGGAACUUGGUUUGCAAGGACUACUGGAAGAUUCCUCUGCAGCACGUCUGCUUCAUGACCGGCUGGAUCCUCGGCUACGUGCUGCUCGGCACUCUGUGUGACUGGUUAGGUCGGCGUUGGGCUCUGCUGAUCUCUGUGUCUUUCUCAGGCCUGCUCGGAGUCGCUGUGUGUUUCUCCAAGAGCUUUGCGGUGUUUCAGCUCCUCCGUCUGGGCCAAGGCACCGCGCUCGCUGGUGUCUUCCUCUCCUCCUAUAUCUCCCGUCUGGAGGUGUGUGAUCCCCCUCACAGACUCAUGAUGUCCAUGGUGAGUGGUUUCUUCUCCGUGUUUGCUGAGCUCAUGCUCCCGGGCCUGGCUGUGCUGUGCAGUGAGUGGCCUGUGCUGCAGGCCGUGGCUACAGUGCCUCUACUGCUGCUGCUGUCCUACUGGUGCUGGCCCUCUGUGUUUCCUGAGUCUCCCCGCUGGCUUCUGGCCACAUCUCAGAUUCCUCAGGCCAAGAGAUGCCUACAGCUGUUCACCAGCCAAAACGGAGUGUGUAGGAGAGAUGAGAUCUACCCAGCGGAGACUCUUCUGACCGAGCUAGAUGUGGCUUUCCCAGAAGACCCCCAGCCAAAGUACCACCACAUCUUUGAACUCCGUCACACCAGAGUUAUCUGGAGGAACUGUCUCAUCCUGGCCUUUACCCUUUUCUUAGGCACAGGGAUCCAGUACUGUUUCACACGGAACCUCCACAGCUACUCACCACACUUCUACUUUGGCUAUUUCCUGCGUGCUCUGACGGGGGCCGCGGCGUGCGGCUUCCUGUGCAUGUCUGUUGACCGUGUGGGCCGGAGAGGAAUUUUGCUGCUAGCUGCAAUCGUCACAGGCGUGUCCUCACUGCUGCUGCUGGCUCUCACACAAUACCUGCGUGGAGGACUGGUGUUGGUGCUGUCAUUCGUGGGGCUUUUCUCCUCUCAGGCUCUGGCCAUGCUCAGUGUGUUCUUCGCCAGUGAAGUCAUGCCUACUGUCGUGCGCGGUGGCACUCUGGGUCUGGUGAUGGCUGCUGGCAGCGUGGGCACAGCCGCCUCAUCACUGAUGGAGCUGCAGAACAACGGCGGCUACUUCCUGCACCAUGUGGUGUUCGCCUCGUUCGCCGUGCUCUCCGUGCUCUGCAUCAUGCUCCUGCCUGAGAGCAAGCGCAAAGCCCUGGCUGACUCUCUGAGAGACGGAGAGAGCCUGCGCCGGCCUCCGCUCUUCCUCUCCAGGAGAGAGAGAGAUGAUCUCCCACUGCUCCGCUGCCACCAUCCACCUUCUCAAUACAACCCGGAGAACUACUCGCGCCUGCUCAGCGCCACCAGGAAGAUGCUCACCCAGGACACAGUACCAUACAGGAUCACAGUGACAUCUCAGCCACCGCUGCUGCAGAGUAACGGCACUUCACAGGGUGGCCAUGAUGCCUCAUCAUAGCAGUGGGUUAGAAUUUCACACUAGUGACUUUUACGUGAAUUUUAUAUUUUAUAGUGUACUUUCUUCAGCUACUGUUUUGCUCCACUCUCCAUCUGUCCAGUAGGUGGAGCUGCUCAUGGCCAGGAUAAACUUGAGAUUUGAGAUUGGUGUGUGAAGUUACAUACUGAUACUAUUAAAGCAUUGUUACUAUUAAUGCUUUUAUUCUCUUUAAUGUAGAGAAGUCAAAGUCCAUCUUGAUCAUAUUGGUAUACAAUAAGUUGUGAGAUGGAAAAAAGGAAAAAGCAAUGCUUACUUCCUCACUCCAUUUAAAACUGUCCACAUCCACUUUUUUCAGAUGUUUGCUCUCUAACCAAAUAUCUAUCCACAAACCUGCAGGUAAGGCUGUAGUGUUGUACCCGUAUUGGGUUUCUGGAAUGUUCUCCCACAUUAAUACUGAUUCAUUUCUCUCAUAGUAUUAAGUGUCUAGUAAGCGCUUUAUCCUGGUCAGGGUCAUGGUGGAUCCUGAGCCUUUUCCAGGAACAGUAGCUGAAUAUCUGUGUUUACUGGACUGCUGUGUUUUUUGGGCAGUGAUAAAUUCCUCCACACUCUCCAUGUAGAGCCAUUCCUAUGAGCCAUCAUACUUUAUUCCUUAUAUUUUUCACUGUAGGAGACUCUUUUCCAUUUUUUACUUAGUCUGAACGUGUUUACGCUCCAGUGACGGAAGCUAAGGAUCACAUGAGAGCUGCUCCUCAUUCACUUAGCUGGUCUCAUGGCUCUCAUUAAACGUAUCUUGUGACCUCGUCCUUCUGGGACUUUAUUUAAUCUAACUGACCUCACUGAAAGGUGCUCACACUGUUUUACAAAUAACUCUGUGUUAAUGUCAUUUUAUCUAUGUUUCUGUCCUGUUGCUGUGGUCUGAUGUGCACUAAAUGAAGUGGGUUAGUGUUAGUAUUAUAAUCAGUGUAAAUCAGAUAAUGGUCACUUUGAUAAAUGUACACUGGGUAUGGUUUAUAUUAUUGCAGGGUCCCAGUGCUGCUAACAGUGGCAUCAUGGGAUAUCUGCAGUGCUUCGGUUACAGACUCCAGCUAAAUAACUGAGAAUGACUAUCUCAGAUCUAAGUGAAAUGCAAUUCUUCAUUUUAUCUUCAUUAUGCACAAACCCAUUGCCUUGAUUCUUUCUCACUUUAUUUAUUCUUUAUCCAAAAUGUGAACAGUAUGAAGAUUUUUAUGUAUCAGACUGGUUUACCAUUAAGUCAGUCUUUUUUGUUUUUUAAAUAUUUGUCAUGUAUGUAUAUAUAACUGCAAUAAAAUCCAUAUUUGUAUGCAGGUCAA